Messenger RNA from Onthophagus taurus, 2188 nucleotides. RefSeq names its product lariat debranching enzyme (gene ldbr). Lineage: Eukaryota; Metazoa; Arthropoda; Insecta; Coleoptera; Scarabaeidae. The record is from RefSeq and is a predicted model, not a curated record. Gene Ontology annotation, molecular function: RNA lariat debranching enzyme activity. Gene Ontology annotation, biological process: mRNA splicing, via spliceosome. Gene Ontology annotation, cellular component: nucleus.
AAACUGUCGAUGUCAACAAAUAAAAUGCUUUCAAACAAAACAUAACCUAUUAUUAUAAAAUCAGUUUUAAUAACCCCUAUAAAUUAUUAAACAUGAAAAUCGCCGUAGAAGGUUGCGCCCACGGCGAAUUAGAAACAAUUUAUGAAGUUUUAAGUUUACUAGAAGAAAAUGAAAACAUUAAAAUUGAUCUGUUGGUGUGUUGCGGGGAUUUCCAAGCAACCCGUAACGAAGAGGACUUACGAUGUAUGGCUAUACCACCCAAAUAUCGAGAAAUGUGCACAUUUUAUAAAUAUUACAGCGGUGAAAAGAAAGCCCCCGUUUUAACUGUUUUUAUUGGAGGAAAUCACGAAGCUUCUAAUCAUUUACAAGAAUUGCCAUAUGGAGGAUGGGUUGCCCCCAAUAUUUAUUAUUUAGGUUAUGCGGGAGUUAUUAAUGUAAAAGGAAUUAGAAUAGGUGGUAUAUCAGGGAUAUACAAAGGUAGGGAUUAUAUGAAAGGUCACUAUGAAAAACCACCCUAUAAUGAUAAUUCAAUGAGGAGUGUUUAUCAUAUAAGAAAUUUAGAAAUAUUUAGGUUAAAACAACUUUCCAGGCCUUUAAAUAUCUUUUUAUCCCAUGAUUGGCCUACAGGGAUAACAAAAUAUGGAGACUGUGAUCAAUUGGUUAAAUUCAAACCACAUUUCAAGGCUGAUAUAGCAGCUGGAGAAUUGGGUUCACCACCAUGCGAAACACUUUUACAUCAUUUACAACCAGAUUAUUGGUUCUCAGCUCAUUUACAUUGUAAAUUUGCCGCGUUAGUACCGCAUCAAACGGGAAAAUGUACAAAGUUUUUAGCAUUAGAUAAAUGUUUACCAAGUAGGAGGUUCUUACAAGUUGUCGAUGUCGCCGAUAAUGGUGGUGAAUUAAAAUUAGAAUAUGAUUUAGAGUGGUUAACAAUUUUACAUCAUACAAAUCACUUAUUAAGUGUAAAAAAUAAUACGCAAUAUAUGCCUGGUACGAUCGGAACGGAUAGAUGUAAUUUUACACCAACAAAAGAUGAGGAAUCUUUUAUUUUGAAUCGGAUGAAUAAUAAUUUAGAGAUUCCUUUAAAUUUUGUUGCCACUGCUAAAGUGUACGACCCAAAUUGUAUCCAAAAUUCUUCUUCGCUACAACCAAAAAUUAAUCCACAAACAGAACAGUUCUGCAGUAGACUUGGCAUAAGCGAUCCUUUGAAUCUAAUUUUAACUAAUUCGUCGAAAAGUUUUACGGAAUAUGAAAGCUUUGAUAGAAGUGAAAACAUGAAUUCUUUUAUAAACGAUAGUGAUGUUGUGCUGGAAAAUAGCGAUUACGAAUUUGAUACUAGUACACCUAAGAAAGAAGGAAUCUAUUCAAAAGUCAAAUUGAAUUUGCCAUCACCCAAAGCUGAUAUACCAGAAAUGAAAGAAGAUGAUGGAAAUUUGAAAAGAACUUCUAUUGAGGGAGAAAAUUUAAAUGAAACUGUUGAUACAAAUGUGAAUAAUUUAGAAAAUAAGAAAUUCAAAAGAAGAAAUGCUAGUUUAUAUGACACUUCUAAUAUGGAGUAAUAAUUAUUGCAGUUAUAUAGAAAUUUGUAGGAAUAUUAAUUUUUAAUUGUAUAUAUUUUGGUGUUGUUCUUCUUCUUCUACUUUUGACUAGGAAUGCAUCCCUGUUUAUCAAGCCUUAUGUUUGGAAUUUACUCCACAGAUGAGGACAACCAUCUGUGUGGCUCUUAGGCUUUUUUUUUCAGUAAUCUAUACAUACAUAUUCUGGCCAAUCUCCUCUCAUCCAUUCUUUCCACAUGCUUCUUCCAAUUUUUCUUUCUUACUAUUGUCCAUUUUACUACAUUCUGUAUGUUACAUCUCUCUCUGGUAGAGCUGUUGUCUGCCUAUCUUGAAGUGUCACAUUCAACAGAUCUCAAGACUUUCAUCUCCAUCACUCUAACCCUUUGUUUAGUAUUCUUUGUUUCUACUGCCGUCUCGGUACCAUAUGUUGUUGUUCAUUUUCAAUAAAUAAGUGCCAUGAAUUGUUUUAAGGUUUAAAAGAGCGCUUAAAACGCUGUGCCUAAUGCAACACUUCCUUGGUAGUAGCAGUAGUUUAACACAACUAUUUAAUCUAAAGAGGAGGAACUAGUUAAUGUAAUUCAUAAAUUGUAAAUCAAUACAAAUAAUAAAUAAAAUUUUAUAAAAAAUCCAAA